CCUGUAAAUUUCUAUCAGUCGAUCAGCUGUGUGUAACCACUGUGCUUCGUGUUUGUGAUCAGCUUCUUCGCCGAUUUCUCGCUCGAUAUCAGUUUCUAAAGCAGUACAAUAUUUCACUGUUGAAUAAUUGAAGCUCAAUAGAAUGGGUUCAGUUUGUAGUACAAAGACCAUCAUGCCUGCCACACGAGAUCUUGUCAACGAACUCAUCGCAAAGGAUUCGGUUGUGAUCUUUUCCAAGACUUACUGCCCAUAUUGUAAAAUGGCUAAAGAGGUGUUUGAUUCGUUGAAUAAAACAUACACGGCGAUAGAAUUGGAUGACAGAGAGGAUGCACAGGAUAUACAGGAUGUGUUGGCAGAAAUCACAGGUGCCAGGACAGUACCCAGGGUAUUUCUCAAUGGAGAAUGUUUAGGAGGCGGUACCGACGUGAAGAAAUUAUACCAGAGUGGCGAGCUACAAAAAAAAUUUUAAAUUACUAUCUACGAAGUGUAUUAUAAAUGAAUAACGUCAUUUAUUGCAAAUAAUGAAACAUAAUUUGCAUUUUAUUAAAAUAAAAUUUUACUACUAUACACUGCAUGAAAGGAAAAAAUAUAAAUAAUUUUUGGAUUUCUGUUAUCAAAUAUAAGUUUUAUACUUUCAAUUUAAUAAACAAAAUAACUGUUGUAGUUGGAUGAAUAUUAAUUCUGACCUGUUUUAAUUAAUUUAAAUUCUUAAAAAUGAGUUAAUUUAUUUAAGUUUUAUAAAAAUAUCCUGUGUGUGUGUGUAAAAACAGAGCCAAAUAAAUUGUGCUUAAGUUAACUAUGAUAGACAAAAUUGGCAAUAAAACUGAUACAAUGAA
This is a messenger RNA of Linepithema humile (Argentine ant), 836 nucleotides long. RefSeq lists its product as uncharacterized. Gene Ontology annotation, cellular component: cytoplasm. Gene Ontology annotation, molecular function: glutathione disulfide oxidoreductase activity. Gene Ontology annotation, biological process: cellular response to oxidative stress. Lineage: Eukaryota; Metazoa; Arthropoda; Insecta; Hymenoptera; Formicidae. The record is from RefSeq and is a predicted model, not a curated record.